Scomber scombrus (Atlantic mackerel) is the source of this 849-nucleotide messenger RNA. It is a transcript of the gene derl3, whose product is annotated as derlin 3. Gene Ontology annotation, cellular component: Hrd1p ubiquitin ligase ERAD-L complex; endoplasmic reticulum membrane. Gene Ontology annotation, biological process: endoplasmic reticulum unfolded protein response. Gene Ontology annotation, molecular function: ubiquitin-specific protease binding; misfolded protein binding. The record is from RefSeq and is a predicted model, not a curated record. Lineage: Eukaryota; Metazoa; Chordata; Actinopteri; Scombriformes; Scombridae.
AUGGCUCACAGCUUCACUCAGGAGUAUUUUCAGAUCCCUGUGGUGACCCGAGCGUACACGACCGCCUGUGUCCUCACCACCGCUGCCGUGCAACUUGAGGUCAUCACUCCCUUCCAGCUCUACUUUAACCCAGACCUCAUCAUCAGAAGAUAUCAGUUAUGGCGUCUGAUAACCAGCUUCCUCUUCUUCGGUUCUCUUGGAUUCAGUUUUGUGUUCAACAUCAUCUUUCUUUAUCGAUACUGGAUGCUGGAGGAAGGCUGCUUCCGGGGCCGGACGGCAGAUUUUGUGUUCAUGUUCCUGUUCGGAGGCGUCCUGAUGACUCUGUUCGGCCUGUUCGCCAACGUCUUCUUCCUGGGUCAGGCCUUCAUCAUCAUGCUGGUGUACGUGUGGAGUAGAAGACAUCCGCUCAUACACAUGAACUUCUUCGGCCUGCUGAACUUCCAGGCGCCGUUUCUGCCCUGGGUGCUGAUGGGAUUUUCGCUGCUGCUCGGAAACUCCAUCGUGGUCGACCUCCUAGGUAUCAGCGUCGGUCACAUGUACUACUUCCUGGAAGACGUGUUUCCAAACCAGCCGGGAGGAAGAAAGCUGCUGAUGACUCCAGAGCUUCUGCGGGUCAUGUUUGACCAGCCGGAGGUCUCAGACUACCGUCCCCUCCAAGAAGAGCAGGACGGAGAUCUGCAGCAGGACGAGGAGCCACACAACUAACGGCAAUAAAUAAAUAAAUCAAAAGUCAGAUCAGCCAGCAGAAACACACACAGACAGACAGACAGGAAACCACGUGGACCGAGCAGAGUCCAUCGCCUCAGUCAGCCGAGACACACGAGGACUGAGCAGAAAGUUACGGUUCAU